Messenger RNA from Mercurialis annua (annual mercury), 641 nucleotides. RefSeq lists its product as uncharacterized. Lineage: Eukaryota; Viridiplantae; Streptophyta; Magnoliopsida; Malpighiales; Euphorbiaceae. The transcript has 4 exons. The record is from RefSeq and is a predicted model, not a curated record. The coding region runs from base 48 to 437 and encodes 129 amino acids.
CAUAAACCAUUACGCACCGUUUAAGUGUAGAAGAGGAAGCAAAAGGAAUGGGCGAAGGAGAUGAUGAGAGAAGAGAAGCAGCAAUUUCAUCAACCCCGUCUCUGCAACCUAAUUUCGACAACAAAUCUAUCUCCCAACACCAGCUUCGCAAGCUCCAAGAGCUGCACAAGAGGCGCUUAAAGCUAAAAUCAAAGUUUCAUAAUGAAUCUAAAGGUAGAACCAUUAGAUCUCAUGUAAAACACUGCAAAAAUGGUGAUGGUGAAAUUUCAGAUAGAAACGUUGAAGACUUGCUCACCAAUUUGAAAAACCAACGUGACAUUACUGAUUUCUCUUCUCAGCAAGCGAAUGUAACAGCAGAUGAUGCACCAAAGAAGCGACAGAAAUUGCAUUGGGGGCUCGACACAAAAGAAAGGUGGGAAAGGAAAGCCAACAUGUAGAUAUAACCAUUCAUGCUUUACAGACCUCCAAUGUUUGCUUAUGAGGCAGCUAAUAAUAGGCAUAAUUUUUUAGCAUUCUAACUUCUGCAGCUCAGGAAGCUGAUGAGAGAAUGGUGAUACAGCUUCAUAAGACUAUAAUUAUGGAUUGAUGAUUUUGAUGUAAUUGUACAGAAGUUUGGAAUAUAAUUUGUACUUUCUACUGCU